GGACUUCCCUAUGACAUCUCAAAACAUAAAAACCUAACAGUGCUCGUCAUACGCCCACCAACGGACCUUCAUCAUCCAUGAGCGCUACCACAAGAAGACCCCCAGCAUCCAACAACACCGAAUCCGUGUUUGAUCCGCGUGAGAAUUAUUUAUCCAAAGGCCAUUAUGCCGAAAGUUCCACCGAAUCCAAACAUCGAUUCUAUCACCACCAGUCACAUUGGGACGACUUUGACGAUCAAUCACCUUCGAUGCACAGCUCUUCUCAAAUUCCCAGCCAGGCCGUUGCGCUGGUCGAGGACGGCCGUGGAUGUAUUGUGGACAUAUCUAACAGCAAAACUCCAUUAGAGAAGCUGGCUGUACCCGAUGAUACUACACACUUGCUCUUAGCCAAAACAUUUGCCCCAUUUCUAGUUGGCGCCCUAUUAUCAUCUAAGCUAUCUUCCAUUGCUGGAAAUUUGGUUGUCCUUGACAUCAGCGACGCGGGCCUGACUUCACUCCCCUCUGCCAUUGCUUACUGUGAGGCGUUAGAGGAGUUGAACGUCAGCGGGAACGUGAUGGCCAACGGAGAAUUGCCCAUCUUUUUAUCAAAUCUCAUCGCUUUGAAAGUUUUGGCCGCAGAUCGGUGUGGGCUGUAUCAGAUUGCGUACCCCUAUAACGGCCUUACUCAACUCCGUGAUUUAUCAGUUCGCUACAACCAUCUCAGGAGUCUCCCUUCAUGGCUUUGUUUGCUUCCUAGGCUUGAGAUUCUGUUAGUCGAUGGCAAUGAAUUCGAACCCCCCUGGCAAGACCUCGUCGAGCCCUUGCUAUGUACCAGUAUAUACGGUCGUCCCGAGCCCCAACAACAUCCUUCCAUAGGCUCGUGCGAUCCUACGGAUUCACGUUACUUUGCCUCAUCUUACCCCUCGCCGGUUGCAUCCUCAGUCGGCUCGACCCUUCGCUCACACCCUGAAUUAUCGCAAAAUACUCGUACACCUCCUGAUGAGCACCGACGCAACGCAAGUGCCGAGCGUCCACAGCGCGGUCGACGUCACCUUGCUGGUUCCGAAAGCACAUGGGUCACUUCGGCUUCCUCACUGGCAUCCGAUCAUCUCGUUGAGAAUGGGGAUCGUCCCCAUAGUGCGUGUAGUGCUGAAGGCUCAAACCACCUCAACUCGCCUCGCAGUAGCUAUCUUCGCAGGCUUCGUAGCACCAACGACAUGUCGGCCGGCUCUGUCUCUCGCCCUCUUUCUGCCCACGAGACUACCGGUCAUUCGAUUGCUUCGUUGAUGGAACCCAACAUGUCCCACGUCUCUCGAGAUGAUGUCGCUGAUGACUUCAGGCCACCCUCAUCUUUCACGGGUCAUCCUCGAAGACCCUCUUCAUCUUCUGUCACGCAACAGGGUAAUCUAGCGUCUCCGCUAGAGUACACAGACGGUCCCAACUCGCGUCCAGAUCCAAAGAUCCCGCCUGGCAGUGAGAUCGCUCAGUCAGUUUCACCCAAUAAUGCACAGCAAGGCCGAGAAUAUCAGAAGAAAUCCUUUGGUUUCCUCAAGAAAAUGAGCCUGGGUAAACUACGGCGUGAUCCUGCCCGGCCUCGCACUGGGUCGACGGCGUCAAGCAGUCUUUACAAUAGAGCGUCUGGCAACCCGAGUUCGGAAGCUAACUUCUUGGAUCAUGGCAAAUUGGUGUCGCCCGACGGUCUUACACCUCAAGAAAGUGAUGAGCAUCCACAAGGUGAUCGUUCCUCGAAAUCUUCAGCCGAUGAAACUCAGGGCAGCAUGAAACUUGGUGAUUCUCAUCACACUGCUCAGAAAGCCAAGAAGAGAUUGAACAACCGUCGCAGUUUUUUGAAGCUUGAAGAUCAUUUUGCUCUCCCAACGCCGCCCCCACUUCCGCUGCCUGGAGUGAUAGCAGAACAAGACGAGCUCAGCAAAUCUCAAAGUCCCAAGGUGGAACAUUCUCCCACCGUGGGUAAGUCCGCCGAAGACUCAACCUCCGCAGUUACUUUGGCCUCUUCUCAUUCGCCGCCAUCAGCAGGCAAUCGCUGGACCGCAUUGCGCUCGAUCAUGAUGUACUUGAGGGAUGUCCAUGAUCUUUCGGGCGAUUUCGCACGGGUGCAUGGUGGUAUGAUGGCCGGUGGAGCAAGGCCGAUGCUAUCCGCUGGCGUCAGCCGAGCCACGAGCACCAAACACUCUCAGCAGCUCCCUUCGAAUAUGUUCACAGAUGGAAGAUCUACGCCCUCAGCGCUCUACCCCAACAAUGUUGCGGAUUUUGAUCCUGAAAGCUUGGAAAAUGGCCUCUCUAAUGGGAACUCAACUCCAAACUCAAGUGCUCAGCCAACUUUCGAACCUGUGAAAGUAACGGAGAAUGCGCUCAGAAGAUUUAAAGUGAUUGAAGAGAUUGUUGCGACCGAGAAAUCUUACAUCAAAGGCCUGAAAGAACUUCAUGAUAUUUAUAUCACUAGUGCAUCAUUGAUGGUAUCUAGUAGCAUUGGCAAAGAGAAGGAGCCCAUGGUCCCACCCGCUGAACGGAAGGUUGUCUUUAACAAUGUGGAAGCUAUCAUUGGAUUUCAUGUCGAUGUUUUACUCCCUGACUUCCAAGAGGUGAUGGAUCGUCUACGGCAAAAGCAGGCAGGUAUCGCCAUGGCCGACUCAAAAGAACCCGCAAACGGUAACGAGGAGCUGAUGAAGAGAAGGCACGAGCUAGAAAGUCAGUUGACAAACUUUGCCGCCGAAGAGUUGGCCCGAGUUUUCAUACGUCACGCAGCAUUCUUGAAGCUAUAUUCUACCUACAUCACCCAGUUCGACACCGCCCUCGAACGUCUGCGUGAAUGGUCCGUCACCGCUCCAGCUCCUUCGACCAACGUUCCUGCAUGGACACCCAGCAGUUUGGCUCCUUCAAACAGCUCUGCUGCCACUCACCACAGCACGCUGAGUGGUGGACAAAAGAAACGGCUGAAAACGUAUAUGAAGCGCUGUCGUGCCCAUGGUUCUCAUACCCAGAUGAACCUCGAAUCGUAUCUCCUCAUGCCGGUCCAACGUCUCCCACGUUACAAGUUGCUGCUGGAAAAUCUGGUUUCUUGUACCCCUGAUCUGAGCUGUGUGUCAGCCCGAGAACUCGAGUCGAGGAAUCAAAGCGGCGCACUAACAGACAAGAAACUACAACCCCUAACGCCCAACAAGGUCGCAGUGGAAGCCUUGAAUAUCGUGAGUGCAGUGACGGCUGAGAUGAACGAACGGAAACGAGAUUCAGAGGGCAGACAAAGAUUACUUUAUUGGCAGCAAAGAUUUGGCAACAAGUUCCGGUCACCCCUUGUGCAACCUCAUCGAACUUUGAUCAAGGAGGGCACAAUGUCUCUGAUGAGGACGGUCAAAUUGACCACCAAAGAUUCGGUCACCAGUGGUGGCGGACCGUCUCAUCCCUCAGCGCGCAUUCGAGUCCCUGUGCUCAAUACUGAUAGUCAACCUGUAGCUAUGAUCGUCCUAUUGUGUACCGAUCUUUUGGUGUUGGUGAAAGACCCAGGAGACGGAGGAAGAGCAUCGAGUCAGUCCGCCGCCUCGUUAUUCCAAGCCCUGCGACUAGCGCAACAUUCCCGUCCCCAGAUGAGUUUACCGGCGACGAUCUUUGGUGCCGACCAGACAAUGAUCAGGUUCGUCGAUAGUCGCGCUAUCUUUUACUUUCAAUGCGAUUGUCAACGCUCGGCGGCCGCCUGGAUGGUCGCUAUCAACCAACAAGUCCCUCUGCUCUGAAACAUCCCUUUCUCUCCCCGCACGCCUCUUUGAUCACCCCCGCUUUUCUUUUUUUUCGUGGGUCACGGCCAAGGAACUCUCGCAGUCGCGCCAUUCCAAACUCGUAUAUUGUGAAUUCUUCGGUCCCCCACUCGACUUUCGCUUCUACUUUCUGCUUCUAUUCAUUCACAAUUCUUCUGUGGCUUUUUUUCUUCCUCCUUCUUUUUUGUUUUAAUGUGCGCGGAAUUAUUUUGUUGGUUUCUCAUUUUUCUCUUUCUUCUCGAACUUGCUUCAUCACGUCAUAGAACUUUUCUCUCUCUCUCAUUCUCUCUCUUUAUAUUCUAUCUUUUAUUCAUCCUCGUUUUUUUUUGUGUGUCAUCAACUUGUUUUGUUGUUGUUGUUGAUUUCUUUCUUCUCUUGGUUAUUAAGUAUACUCUCUCUCUCGAGCUCCUUUCUCCGUAUCUUUCCUCUCUCUCUCUCUCUCUCUCUUUUGCUUCAUGUUCCACCAUCAUUCUAUAUAUGUAUAUAUAUACAAAUAUAUAUAUACUUUCUUUUGGUUCAUGUUUGCAUGUACACAAAUACAUCAAGUCACAUCCAAGUGCAAGACCAUCUUGUUUAUUCCAAAAAUCCCAUUGCUGUUGACAAUCCCC
Messenger RNA from Puccinia graminis f. sp. tritici CRL 75-36-700-3, 4357 nucleotides. RefSeq lists its product as uncharacterized. Lineage: Eukaryota; Fungi; Basidiomycota; Pucciniomycetes; Pucciniales; Pucciniaceae. Bases 78 to 3728 code for a protein of 1216 amino acids. Gene Ontology annotation, biological process: intracellular signal transduction. The record is from RefSeq and is a predicted model, not a curated record. The transcript is spliced from 7 exons. Gene Ontology annotation, molecular function: guanyl-nucleotide exchange factor activity.